AUUUUUUGCUGAUGAGGUGUUGUCUGUCAAAAUUUAGAAAUGUCAAAUUUUAAAUAUUUGUUUUGCCUAUAUAAUUUUAACUAUUAUUAUAAGUAAUGUUUAUUUGGUACAGAUCGUCACUGGCGUUAAUAUGAUUUGUAAAAUAGUAUAUAAAGUAGUAAAUAAAUAAUGGAUUGGUUACGCAACAACUCAUUUCGAAGUCUAACCCGACAACCACCUAGAAGUCUACUGAACACCACUGCAGAAUGUGAUCGAACUGCGUGCUAUGACAGCUUUAAAGAGCACUGGUCGCAAGCUUUUAAAAUUAUCCAAAGGAGUCAACAAUUGCCUACGCACGAUGACGUACUGGGGGUUGUCAAUUACCUUGAACAAAUGGUUACGUUAUUACUAUUGGAUACCAAAGAAGUGGACCAAAUAACAAUACCCGUUUCUAAUUCGUCACAGUGCUUAGAACAUCUAAUUAGUGAGAACAUUUUAGACAAACUGUUUGAAUGGGGUAUACGAACGGGAAAGUAUACGAAUGCUGUUCGAAUGGAGCAAUUAAAGCUGUAUGAAAUGCUACUCACCCAAUCGAGGCACUUGCUUUUGGUGCACGAACCCUUCCUACGACCUUUGUUGAAACUUCUUCAAUCUUGCCAAGAUGAGGUGUUCUCGAAGGAAAUCGAAAAGCAGUUGGUCAGCCUGCUUUACCAACUCUGCGUCCUUUUGAUGCAGAAUGUCGAUCUAUUGGACUUGUUUUUUUCGAAGGAGCAAAACAAAUCGAAAUUCAUAAUCUUCUCGUUAUUAAUUUCCUUCGUUCAUCGAGAAGAUUCGGUCGGAAUGCAAGCCAGAGAUGCUUUGCUGCUGUGUAUGUCAUUGUCGAAGAAAAAUAAAAAUGUAGCCGCCUACAUAUUGGAGCAUUCCAAUCUUUGCGUACUACUCGCCACCGGCCUUAGUGCGUUGUAUUCAAUUUUGCCGCAUGUGCUGCAGGAUGUAGUUGCACCUGACUGGCAUCGAUUGACACCCGACGAUGUUAAUGAUAUUAAGGAUUUAUCGACGUUUGUUACUUCACUGGAAUUUGCAAAUGCCGUAGCGCAAGUUGCCCACCCACAUAUUCGAAGGCAACUUCAGGAAUUUUUGUAUAGGGGGUUUUUAAUUCCCGUUUUGGGACCAGCCUUACUUCAAGCAAGCGUUGGCGAAAAAGUGGCUGCUACUACGUAUUUAGAAUUGAUUUUACGUACUGUAACGCAUCCGGGGCUGCUGUAUCCCCUGCUGCAAUUCCUAAUACAGCAACAAUACGAUGGACAUAGGCUCCUGCAUAUAUUAAUACAACGAAUUUCUGCCGAGGAUGAUUUGUGUCUAGUUACAAUCGCUCUCUUUGAAACCAUGGUAGAGAUUAAUUGCGAAGAUUUAAUGCUGGAAUUGGUGUUUCAAUACUUGCAACCGUGUCUUCAUUUGAUGUUGUCGCAAAGGCAAAAAUUAUUACCUCUCGAUCCGCACUGCCAUAGCUUCGAAAAAUUCUUACAUUUAGCGCCUUCUUGUUGCGAUCCAGCGGGGCUAUCUCCCAAAGUGGAUACACGAAAUAUUCAUUGGAAUCACUAUGGAAGCCAACAGAGUUUAUACGGAAAUUACCAUGCCUAUUUAUGCGACGCUAGAAAUAAAAUCGCCGCUUGUCAACUGGCCUGUUCCCAUUGGAGCAAUUCUUACACCGGAUGCGAUUCCACUGUAACACAAGAUACCAAUUUGUCAGUAGAGAGUCCAAACAGCCUACCGUCGUUAGGAGAGAGUAGUGGCUAUGAAAGUUUGAAAAUUAAGCUGGACGACGCAAUAGAAGAUCUUCCCUCGUGGCAAAUAUCUCAAAAUGAAACAGCGAGCAAUAAACAGUGCAAUUUAAAUGAGCAUUUGAACGAAAAUGGAGACCAACUGUGCACGUCCAGUACGGCGGGUCCCUUCAUAACGGUCGUAUUAGACAAAUUGAAUACAAUGAUAUCUAAUACUUUGUACGUUAAUCUCCAUCUAACGGGUCUAAUUUCGAGGUUGGCAGUGUACUCGCAACCGUUGCUUCGAACAUACUUGUUAGAUCAUAGCUUAGUUCUCCAGCCAGAUGUGCCGUCCUUAUUCCAGAUUAUUGGAGCAACGAAACAGAAGAUAGACGAAUACAUGAACCGGCAGACUGAUAGCAAAUCAUUGAUAAAGCAGGCGAGAUCUUUCCUACAGGAACGCGAAACUCGAUUAGUUAAUGCACGACGAAGCGCUCUGGAAUCGAAAAACUUGGCGGCCACGACAACGACUGCCGACACGUUUGAGCCUUUCCAGAGGAACGGACCUAAGCGCCGCAGUUUUACCUCACCUUUAUCAUCCUUUUCGAAUAUGUUUACCAGACGAGUGAGCCAUACUGAGACGAGCAUACAGCUAGUGUCGCCAUCUGAAGAUACCGCAUACACCCAACUAAAAUUUAACGAACCCCAACAGGUCGCGCUGUGCGCCGUUGUCUUAGACGAGUGGGUGAAGGAACUUGCCGCGUUAGCUCAAGAGCAUACGAUUGCCCAAUUAAGCGCAUUAUUUAAAUGAUUAUUUCCAUAUUGUUUUAUUCAAUUCUAUCGAAUAUCUUAACCUCGAGUUCUGGAAAGUGGGUCCUUUUACUAAAAAAAAGACCAGUUAACCGUAUUUUAUUGAUAUUAGAGCCAAUUCCAUGCGAUGUACUGAUUAGGCCUACUCUAAUAAAACAAUGUCAUAGUAAUACAUAGGAUGUCUUAAUUUAACUGAUGCAAAUUAAUUUGAAUCCCGUUUUUAUUAUCAAAACGAUAUACCUCAUUAGUAUAGAGUGGAACAUAGACAAUCUGAGUGUAAGUACAUUGCGUGAAAUCGGCUCAAGUAGUCGUGUUAUUCUCAUUUGUUAUUUACGCUCUUCCAUUACAAGUAGAAUCUAUAGUCCUACGCCGGCUCGUAAACGGUACUGUGUAUCACUGCAUUGCUAAACGUAUGUGUAUUUUUCGUUACACACUCAUUCAUUUUUUUUUGUUUAUACAAAGGCAACCUUUGCAUGAGCCGAAAGUAAAUGGGCUCAAGUGUUCUUGUGAUAAUAGAACGUGCAUUUACAUUAAUUGCGGUAAUGUCGGUACCUGUCACCAAGUUCGGAUAAACCACUAACUAUAGCAAACGUCAGUUUGCACUACACAAUCUCAAUAAAAUAAACGGUAUUGUCCAUUUAGUCAAUUACUAUAAAUGCAAAAGCGAGUUUUUACAGUUUUAAUGGAAUUGGUUUCUUUUUUUCAUUUCUUUUAUUUCUUGUAGCUACUUUAGCUAACAAUUAAGAUUUUUUUGUGAUGCAGUUGUUUUAUAUAUUUGUUUUGAAUGUUAGGAGUGUUUUAGCCAAGAAUUGUAUAUAAAUAAUAUCUGUGAUGACUUUAGUAAAAUUAUCAAAUUUUUUAUUUAUGUUGUAUUUAUAGUUAUGCAAUUUCCUUUGUGAAUAUUUAUGUUAUACUAAUGUUUAUUCCGUCAGGUACAAAAUUUACCAUAGGUUUUAAGUAACGAAAGUAUAAAAUAUGUAUGUAUAUUUUAAUAACUGUCAAGUAAUAUGUACCCACUGUCUGCCGUAAAAAUAUUUUAUACAUAUCGUCGAGCAUUAAUAUACUUUUUACUUCUUUUAUACUAACUCUCUUUAAAAAUUAGCUUUCAUGGUUUUUAGUGUUUGUAUUGAGUUAUUGUAAACAAUAUCUUAAAUAUAUCACAUCCAUUACUUAUGUUUUUAGUAAUAAUAAUAAAUUGUAUUUUUAUUA
This is a messenger RNA of Photinus pyralis (common eastern firefly), 3758 nucleotides long. RefSeq names its product UPF0518 protein AGAP011705. The transcript has 6 exons. NCBI's taxonomy places the organism in Eukaryota, Metazoa, Arthropoda, Insecta, Coleoptera, Lampyridae. The record is from RefSeq and is a predicted model, not a curated record. The coding region runs from base 169 to 2550 and encodes 793 amino acids.